Molecule: messenger RNA, 747 nt
Organism: Camelina sativa (false flax)
Lineage: Eukaryota; Viridiplantae; Streptophyta; Magnoliopsida; Brassicales; Brassicaceae
Source: RefSeq, a predicted model, not a curated record
AUGGUCGGUUAUCCAUUUGGUAAGAAAGCCUGGCGGCUGUAUGAUCUCGACACAGAACAGUUUUUCACAUGUAGAGAUGUGCGUUUUCAGGAGGACGUGUUUCCUUUUGCUACGAUUGAGAACUACACACCGUCGGUCGUACCAUCAGGUCCUCUCCCUGGUGAUCUUUUUCUUGAUGCACCUACCAACGUCCCCGACCCUGUACCGUCAGCUGCUGAGGAUGCCACACCAUCGACACCUAAACAACUAGUGCAUCCCCCGUUUCUGGCUCCUUCUUGUGACAUUGACUCCACUCCUUCGUUGUCAUCAGAUUCACCACAGAUCGAUCAUAUGCCUCUUGUUGAGUCACCAUCAUCACCGGGUCUUCCUGAACUUCUCGGCAAGGGUCUUUGUACCAAGAAACCGUCUGUGUUGCUUAAGGAUUACGUUGUCACUCGCAAUGUACACUCUCCCUCACACGUUCUCUCGCCUGAUCUCUCCACCAAAGAAUCCUCGUCAACGGUCUCCGGUAAGGUUUUAUAUCCUAUUGCUGAUUGCUUACAUGAGUCUGGUUUUUCAGCAAACCAUAUUGCCUUUCUUGCCGCGAUUCUCGACAGCAAUGAACCUAAGCACUUUAAGGAUGCGGUUCUCAUCAAGGAGUGGUGCGAUGCUAUGCAGAAGGAAAUUGAUGCUCUUGAUGCUAAUCAGACAUGGGAGGUUACUGAUCUCCCUCCCGGGAAGAAAGCUAUCAGCAGCAAAUGGGUCUAG